UAAGGCGGAGUCGGCGCGUUCUGGCAGCACUGGAGCCCAGCCGCAGAGACAGGCUGGACUGGCACCCACGACUCCCCCGCCCUGCUAUGGUGGUCCAUCAGUAGCAGGGUCCAGGCUCCCCCGGGGCAUGUGGGCAGAACUAACGGCAGCUAGGUGCUCAGAGCCACAAGAGGCCUAGGGCACUCUGGGGCAGCUCUGCCUGCUGCGCUCUCUGGCGACUGGAGAUGCCCAACUGACAGGAGAGCUAGUGAGAACGAAACGCUCCCUUUUGGCCCACGCCCGCUACACUCAUGGCGCUGCCAGCCAGCCUGCUGCCCCUGUGCUGCUUGGCACUUUUGGCACUGCCUGCCCAGAGCUGCGGGCCGGGCCGCGGACCGGUUGGCAGGCGCCGCUACGUGCGCAAACAGCUUGUGCCGCUGCUCUACAAGCAAUUUGUGCCCAGCGUGCCCGAGCGGACCCUGGGCGCCAGUGGGCCGGCGGAGGGGAGGGUGACACGGAACUCCGAGCGUUUUCGGGACCUUGUGCCCAACUACAACCCUGACAUCAUCUUCAAAGAUGAAGAGAACAGUGGUGCUGACCGCCUGAUGACCGAGCGUUGCAAGGAGCGGGUGAACGCGCUGGCCAUUGCGGUGAUGAACAUGUGGCCUGGAGUGCGCCUACGGGUGACCGAGGGCUGGGAUGAAGACGGCCACCACGUUCAGGACUCACUCCACUACGAAGGCCGUGCCUUGGACAUCACCACGUCUGACCGCGACCGAAAUAAAUAUGGUUUGCUGGCGCGCCUGGCAGUGGAAGCUGGCUUCGAUUGGGUCUACUAUGAGUCCCGCAACCACGUCCACGUGUCCGUCAAAGCUGAUAACUCACUGGCAGUCCGGGCAGGCGGCUGCUUUCCGGGAAAUGCCACCGUGCGCCUGCGGAGUGGCGAGCGGAAAGGGCUUCGGGAACUGCAUCGCGGUGACUGGGUGCUGGCGGCAGAUGCGGCAGGCCGGGUGGUGCCCACACCGGUGCUGCUCUUCCUGGACCGAGACUUGCAGCGCCGAGCCUCGUUCGUGGCUGUAGAGACAGAGCGGCCUCCUAGAAAACUGUUGCUCACACCCUGGCACCUGGUGUUUGCCGCUCGAGGGCCAGCGCCCGCUCCAGGCGACUUUGCACCAGUGUUCGCGCGCCGGUUACGCGCUGGAGACUCAGUGCUGGCGCCGGGUGGGGACGCGCUUCGGCCGGCGCGCGUAGCCCGGGUGGCGCGGGAGGAAGCCGUGGGCGUGUUCGCGCCGCUCACCGCUCACGGGACGCUGCUGGUCAACGAUGUCCUGGCCUCGUGCUACGCGGUUUUAGAGAGUCACCAGUGGGCGCACCGCGCUUUUGCUCCUUUGCGCCUGCUGCAUGCUCUGGGAGGGCUGCUCCCCGGCGGUGCAGUCCAGCCGACUGGCAUGCAUUGGUACUCUCGCCUUCUCUAUCGCUUGGCGGAGGAGCUAAUGGGCUGAGUGCCCAGGCGUAGAAACCUCGAGGCGCUCAACGAAACUGGGCUGUGCUGGCUAAGCUCUAGGGAUAUGGGCAGCAGGUUUCGCUGAUUGGGAGGGGGGAGGGAAAGAGAGAAAAAGGGCUUUAUGGGAACUGCCUGGUUUAGGGGCAACUCUCAACCGAGAGGAGGUUGAUCCCCGGUCCUUGGUAGGUAGGGCUGAUUGUGGACACUCCUUAAUGAGGACUGUUUAGCCUCUUCUUCCCCAGUGCCUCAGCCCUACCCAAUAAUUUUAUUUUAUUUUCUAUUUAUAAAUUGUAAUAUAAUGAUCUGCUUACCCAGCAGAGCAAGGUGAGGGGCUGCGGUACAGCAUAACACUGUCUGACACAGUCAGCCAAUCCUCUCACAUUUUUUUGCAGGUGGGCUAAUAAAAGGAAGGCUUCCAGGAGAUUAUUG
Messenger RNA from Castor canadensis (American beaver), 1912 nucleotides. It is a transcript of the gene Dhh, whose product is annotated as desert hedgehog signaling molecule. Gene Ontology annotation, biological process: regulation of gene expression; cell-cell signaling; cell fate specification. Gene Ontology annotation, molecular function: patched binding; calcium ion binding. The record is from RefSeq and is a predicted model, not a curated record. Lineage: Eukaryota; Metazoa; Chordata; Mammalia; Rodentia; Castoridae.